Messenger RNA from Oxyura jamaicensis (ruddy duck), 2765 nucleotides. RefSeq names its product tetratricopeptide repeat domain 12 (gene TTC12). Gene Ontology annotation, molecular function: protein binding. NCBI's taxonomy places the organism in Eukaryota, Metazoa, Chordata, Aves, Anseriformes, Anatidae. The coding region runs from base 52 to 2103 and encodes 683 amino acids. The transcript has 20 exons. The record is from RefSeq and is a predicted model, not a curated record.
GCGCUAGGCCCCGGCCCGGCCCGGCCCGGUUCGGCCCUGUCUCGUCUCGUCAUGCUGUCCGGGCAGCAGGAGGAGGACUUCCAGCGCUUCCUGCACCGCGUGGACGACAUCACCAACUUACUUCAAGGCUUGAACUCUCCGGACCCUGAGGUGAAGGAAAAUGCCAUUGCAGAAACAGAGAAAAGGCUCCGUGAGCAGGAGGCCGGCAAGCACGAAGAAAGCAAGACCACGGUGAACAGAACGGUCAUCAACACGCGGGCUUCUGACGUGUCAACUGCAGAGGCAGUGAACAGAGAUGGCUUUCUGGCAGCUUUGGAAAAGGAUGCAAAAGAACGAGCUAAACGAAGGAGAAGAAAUGAACGGUUUGCAAACGCCCUGAAAGAGAAGGGAAACGAUGCCUUCAGGAAAGGAGACUAUGACGUGGCCAUUCAGAGAUACACUGAAGGUCUGGAAAAGCUGAAAGACAAGCAGGAGCUCUAUACCAACAGAGCACAGGCCUACCUGAAAAUGCAUGAAUAUGAAAAAGCCAUUAGUGAUUGCGAAUGGGCAUUGAAGUGCAGUGAAAAAUGUAUUAAAGCCUAUUUUCUAAUGGGGAAAGCUCACCUGGCCCUUAAGCACUACGGUGAGUCUAGGCAGUGUUACCAGAAGAUCUUAGAAAUUGAUCCCCAAAAGGAAAGUUUGUUUAAAGACUGUAUAAACGAGGUAAACUUGGAGGAAAAACGAAUGAAAGAAGAAGACAGAGCAAUGAAGGAAUUUCUGUCUGGAAAACUUGCAGCUCUGUCAGUAAAAGAAUUGCUGCAGAAACUUGACAGGCCUGACCAGAAUAUCCUCUUCUAUACAGGAGGCAUCAGAGCUCUGACAGGAGCCGUGAAAGACUGCACUGAGCAAACUUUAUUUAGAACAAACAAUGGAUUCAGUAUCAUCAAUGACAACGAGGUCGUAAGACGGGGCUUCUGUGCUGAGAGAAAAAACAUGGCUGAAGUGGAUCUGUCUGUUUCUCUUCUGUUCCUUUGGCAAGCUGUCUGCGCCGGGAAUGAAGCAAAUCAACGGCUUCUAUUGACUCACCCUGAUGUGAAUGCACAGCUGUCAGAACUACUUGCUUCUGGGGUAUCGGAGAUCCAAAACGAGACAUUGGCACUAAUCAGGCUCUACUCAGAGAAUGAGACUGGGAGGAGAUUGUUGGUCAGGCAUCAGGACCUAUCCAGAUGGCUGCAGAUAUUGGUGAUGUUCGUCAAAAACACUGAUGCCAGAGCUAGCAGUGCCAUGAGUAUACUGUCUGAUUUAACUCAAGAGGAAAAGUUCAAAACCCAGUGUCGCAUCAUGUUUUCCACAGGUGUUUUACCUUUAUUCAGCCAGUUACUGACCUCUGCCAAGAUUGUGAACCAGGCAGCCCUUGCCCAGUGUGUCGGCAUCAUGGGGAAUCUCUGUGCAGAUGCAGUCAUCCGAAUGCAGAUGGCUGAGAGCAAAGAGUGCUGGCAAGCCUGCAUAAAGCUUGUGGAUGGAUAUUUUGAUGUGAACACUCCCAAGUAUCAGGAAUGUUUGUUUGCAGUGCUGGGCCUAAUGAUGAACUUACUGCUUGAAUCAAAUGCGAUCAUCCAGUGCCUUGCUGUGGACAUAAGUGGCAGAUCCAUGCCUCUCCUCGGGGAUAAGGAUGGAAGAAUCGUGACUAGAGCCAUUGGAGUGUUAAGUCGUGUCCUGCCGGCCUCUUCUUUGGCAGUAGAAGCAGUAGUGAAAGAAGGGGUGGUGAAGAAAAUGAUCAAAUUCUUGAAGGCUGGAGGACAGAUCACAUCCAAUUACGCUAUAAAGACUCUUUCCAUCUGCACAAGAAGUAACAAACAAGCUCAAGAAGAGGUGGUGAAGACAGAUAAAAUUUGCCAACCCAGACAUUGCUCUGCUGCUAGGAGCAUGUUGAAAUCAAGCUAUAAAUCCCAUGACAUUAAAUGGUGUUCUGGCUGGGCCAGCCAGUUCGCCUUCACUGGCCAGUGCUGGUACCACUGUGGCAGUCUGGAGCAGCCCUCCCUGUUCAGAAGGUAUUUUUGCAGCAGAAAAAGGAAGAAGCAUAAUGUGAUUAGGAAGAACAGAUGGGGACGUGAAAGGAAAUAAAAUCAAAUUUACGUAACCCCAAGGAGACUUCAUGUAUGUGAAGGCCAUGGGUGUAUCUUAUUUUGAAAGCAUCCUCCUUCUAGAUUCUAUGGCCUGAGGAGAUGGGGCUGCUGUUCCCAGAUGCCAGCAGCAGCCGCUGUACAGCUCUGUGUCAGGAGUAUAGCAUAGUCUGCUGUACAUUAGUGUAGGUUACAGAAGUAGAUGGAGCUGAGCUGCUUUGUAUUAGCUAAACAUACAUUUAUACACACACACAGAGCAUUUUUAUGUUCCUUUUCCUUUUUUUCCCAACUGCUCUUUCCACAGUCUUAGCCUUGUUCUUGGUUUGCUGGUACAGUAGGGUGAGAGGGGUUGCUUUUUCAAGUUCAGUGCAAUAUCCCUUAGCAAGCAACAAAGGUGGCAUGUCCUGUUUCAGGGGAACACUUAACAAAUGGAGAGUAGAGUGUAGGUUCAAUUCUAUGAGAAGAGUACCUAGGGAGGUGAAGCAUACUGGACCUUGAACCUUGCUAAGAAAUUCCCUUGCUCUUGCAAGUUUUCUGGAAAAAAAAUAUAGAAAAAUACACACCAUGGAACAAUGCUUGUUCUCUAGUAGUUCAGGUAAAGGCAACAGAAAAUAUCAGUGAUAUUUGAACAAGUCUGCUUUCUGUACAAGAAAUCACUCUUGU